AGCUGUUUCAGGGGCCCAGUCGUUGUUCGACCGGAGGAAACACGGACGAGGGCCGAGAACUGGGCUCGCCAGGUGAGGCGCCAUGUCGCGGCACUCGAAGCAUUCCAAUGAUCGGAUGUUCUUCACCGCCAAAGAGCGUGCCGAUGCGGGCUAUUCCAAGACCCGCAAGGAAGUCAUGGGCACGGAUUGCUUCCUUCCCUUUGGCUUCUGCGGCCUUUCCCUCAAAGCUCCCAAGGAUCCCGUUGCUACGCCGGAUGGGAACAUCUUUGACAGGGAAGCCAUCUUGGAAUGUUUGCUGCAACAAAAGCUGGAAAUCCAGGCGCAGCAAAAGAAAUUUGACGAACAGGAGCGAAAGAAGGAGCAAAGACUAAAAGCUUUGGACCAGGAGGAUGAACUCCGACAACUGGAGGAGUUCACACGCGCGGAGCAAGGUCUGCUGUCACAGGACCUGAGACAUAAGAGAGCGCUAGAGCAAGCGGAAAGCAAAGGUUCGGAUGGCGGGCCCGAAAAGAAGCUCAGAAAAGGUGAGCUGCUGAAAGUGGACAAAAGCGAGUUGAGAGCGAAAAGUUUCUGGACCAAGGAGUUCACUCCAACCGCAGCCCCAACGGAGAUCAAGAAGGUUGACACCAGCACCAGAUGUCCUGUGACCGGCAAGAAAUUGAAGGUCAAGGACCUCAUCUCGGUGAAGAUGGAUGUGGCGGAUCAGAAACUCCUGGAUCAGGGGGGUGGCAAAGGCGUGUUCUGCUGUGCCGUCUCCAAGAACCCCAUUGUUUUCCAGCAGGCGCUGCUGUUGAAACCCAGCGGCGUGGUGAUCUUAGAAAGUGUCUGGAAAGACAUCGUGAGCAAAGAGAUGAAGUGCCCAGUGACUGGAAAGAAGCUGAAAGGUGAGGAGGACAUCCUGAAGCUCACGACUGGUGGAUCAGGAUUUAGCGCCCACAACGAUGUGGAAGCGAAGUCCUUCUCCAUGAUCCGCAGCUUCACGGGCGACAACCGCACGCAGCAAGGGCAUCUGCCCAGAGCUGGCUUUGCUGGAUUACACUAGAUGUGGAGGCUCCACUGCUGCGUGCCCACGGGCCGUGGCCGCAAAUGAACCGCUGGGUAGUGAUACCCAGCAGCUCUUUUUGGCUGCAGUGCCAAAA
This is a messenger RNA of Cladocopium goreaui, 1139 nucleotides long. NCBI's taxonomy places the organism in Eukaryota, Dinophyceae, Suessiales, Symbiodiniaceae. The record is from the annotation of a GenBank genome assembly.